Messenger RNA from Cylicostephanus goldi, 423 nucleotides. Lineage: Eukaryota; Metazoa; Nematoda; Chromadorea; Rhabditida; Strongylidae. The record is from the annotation of a GenBank genome assembly.
CUUCCUGGACUUCCUGGUAAACCUGGACCCGAAGGACUUCCGGGGCUCCCCGGUCCAAAUGGACCACCCGGCUAUCAAGGAGAGAAGGGACUGCUUGGAAUCGACGGAAAACGUGGAAGAGAUGGACAGAUGGGACAACCUGGUGCACAAGGUCCUCCUGGUGACAGUUAUCCAGGACAGCCUGGUGUUGGUGGUGCUAAAGGAGAAAUGGGAGAUGUUGGUUAUCCUGGUCCACCAGGUCCCCAGGGUCCUCCUGGUCCAGCCGCUCCUCAGCAAUUCUUCCAAGGAGAAGAUGGAGCGCCUGGUCUUGACGGAGCACCUGGUAUGCCCGGAGAACGAGGUGCAGAUGGCCUACCAGGUCUACCUGGACAGGUCAGUGAUGAUCGGUAUAAAUCAAACAUUUAGUCAUUUCUUUCUAUAAUA